Plodia interpunctella (Indianmeal moth) is the source of this 811-nucleotide messenger RNA. RefSeq lists its product as uncharacterized. Bases 174 to 665 code for a protein of 163 amino acids. The record is from RefSeq and is a predicted model, not a curated record. Lineage: Eukaryota; Metazoa; Arthropoda; Insecta; Lepidoptera; Pyralidae. The transcript is spliced from 3 exons.
AGGGAUCGGUCAUUCUGUGGCGGGAGUGGGUGCACGCAUCUUCGUUCCCAAAUACCCAAGUUCAUUUUUUGUGUAAAGGUCCCCAAUCCAUUCCAAUACGAUCAUAGUAUCGGGCCAGGUCUCUCGGGGGGUGAACGUUGACCGUUUUAGUUCAGUUCUCUUUGGCAAGUGCAAUGUGUCCGGACAGAAGUGGAUGGAUGUGCCUGGUGCUUGGGUUGGUGAUGGUGACGACAUCGGAAGGAUUUUUCUUGAAGUGGGGCUCAGACUCCAGGCAGUCGACGGCACAGAAACCCUGGGUACAACCGAUGUCACCAAAUAUACCAUCGUCUUACCGGUACCAGCAAUACGUGUACUCGCCCUACGAAUCACGCAAAGUCUACCAAAUACAGGCUUCCCACCCGCAAUAUAGUCAACCUGAGGUGCCGAUACAACAGAGUAUGGCGCCCAUUCCGAUAUCCGUGCCGGCAGGGGCUAGUCUGACUCCUGUUUCCCUGCAGCACGUGCAGCUAGUCCCUUGCAUGUGCCCAGUUGCCCCCGAGGAGGCCGAGAAGCUGCAGGAGCAAGUUGGCCCCGGGCCAUACCUGGCGCAAACUUACACUCAGUCCACGUACGUCCCGCAACAGGUGACAGUCGCGGCGGACAACAAGUUGGCCCCUAAACCUUAACAUAAAAAUUAUUUAUAUUUUGACAUCCCCAGUCCCCAAUGAAUCGGAUUCAUUUUGAGUGUAAUUUAUUUCUCUCCAUUUUAUUUAUAUUAAAGACUGAUAAAUUUAAGAAUAAACAUGUAAGUUUAUUUUUAAUAAAGUGAUUU